Messenger RNA from Salarias fasciatus (jewelled blenny), 1651 nucleotides. RefSeq names its product fetuin B (gene fetub). Gene Ontology annotation, cellular component: extracellular region. Gene Ontology annotation, biological process: negative regulation of endopeptidase activity. The record is from RefSeq and is a predicted model, not a curated record. NCBI's taxonomy places the organism in Eukaryota, Metazoa, Chordata, Actinopteri, Blenniiformes, Blenniidae. The transcript has 7 exons. Gene Ontology annotation, molecular function: cysteine-type endopeptidase inhibitor activity. The coding region runs from base 69 to 1595 and encodes 508 amino acids.
CUUCCAGCCUGAGCGCGAGUGUGUGUGUGAGUUUGUGUGAGGGAGAGAGGGUCGUAGCAGGGUUGACCAUGAAAACCUACGUGCUGUUGCCGCUCUUGCUGGUGCUGGGAUGCGUCCACGGUGCACCAGUGGACCAGGGUGGUCUGGAGCAGGGUUCGUGUGACGAUGCAUCAGCUAAAGGUGCAGCAAAACUGGCCCUGGCCAAGAUCAACCACGAGAGGAAGGAGGGCUACAGCUUCGACCUGCUCCGACUGUCCAACGUCCACAUGAAGACCCACGGAGAGACUGGCGUUGUUUUUUACCUGACCCUGGAUGUUGUGGAAACCAACUGCAGUGUCCUGAUGAGGGACGACUCCAGGACCUGCGAGCCUCGCCCCGUCCACCACACGCCGGUGUAUGGACAAUGCAAAGCUGCCAUCUACAUCAGCAAAGUGCACAGAGUGGUGCGUCUCUACAAAUACAACUGUAUUGUCAGACCAGUUCCUGCAGCUAAAGUGGCCGAGCAGUGUCCCGACUGCCCAACUUUGAUUGCCAAGGACGACGAGAUGGUUCAGAAGACCGUGUCUCUGGCCCUGCAGAAGUUCAACAAGGAGAAUGAGCUGGCCAAUGUCUUUUCUGUGGUCCAUGUGGAACGUGCUACUGCUGGGAUGGCCAUGAUGAUGUAUUACAAUGUGGAGUUCGUCAUCCAGGAGACCACCUGUGCAAAGAGCACAGAGGCAGCCGAGCUUGACAAGUGCCCCAAAAUGGAGUGCGAGUUCGCCCACAAGGGUUUCUGCACGGCGUCUCUGUACCAGCAGCCCGGUGAUAAAACUGACCUCAGUGUAAACUGUGAGAUCUUCGAGCCUGAGGCUGCAGACAGAGAAAAGAAGCUGCAUCUGCUGGGCGGAGAGACCGACCACGCCCACAAUGACACACAUGCUCAUGAUCCAGCCCAUGACACAGCACAUGCCGUCGACGCUGCACACACACACGACCACGAUCACGACCACACCAAGAGCCACGCUCACCACGACCAGACCCACCAGCACGCUGAUAACAGUGACCACCACCACACGCAUGACCACGAUGCAGGCAGCGCUCACAAACAUGCUCACGACCACUCCCACGACCACGGACACGGCCACGAUCACGUGCACACCCAUCACGCCAAGGCACACGACCACAGCGGUGACGUCCCCAACCAGCACCACAACUACAAGCAUGCCGAGGGCACACACACCCAUGAGCACGACCAUGAGAUCGCCCUGGACCACGACCACAAGCACAGUCACCUGCACGAGCACGAGCACCACCACCACCACCACGACCACACUCAUGAGACGACUCCGCACGACCACCCAGAGGGCACGGUGACGGUGGUGGCCGCCAUGGACCAGCCCAUGAUCCUGCCCUCCUUCCCCGAUGUCCCUGCUGCAGGCCCUGAGGUCGGCGUCACUCUGCCCCUCAAACCUGACCCCCAGAUUCCCGGUAUGACAGAACCCUUCAUCGAGAAGCUCCCAGCCACGCUCUCUGCCAAGUGCCCCACUCCAGUGCCAGGUGACAGCCUGGUGGAGAAAGUCUUCGGCGAGGAUCCCAUGUUCAAGCCGGCAGCAUAAGGUCAGCUGUGAAACUCAGCUGGGAACUGAUGUUCACCACGAACACAGCUUUUAUG